Tripterygium wilfordii is the source of this 1929-nucleotide messenger RNA. RefSeq names its product mitotic checkpoint serine/threonine-protein kinase BUB1. The transcript has 14 exons. Lineage: Eukaryota; Viridiplantae; Streptophyta; Magnoliopsida; Celastrales; Celastraceae. Gene Ontology annotation, biological process: mitotic spindle assembly checkpoint signaling; meiotic sister chromatid cohesion, centromeric; protein phosphorylation. The record is from RefSeq and is a predicted model, not a curated record. Gene Ontology annotation, molecular function: ATP binding; protein kinase activity. The coding region runs from base 71 to 1663 and encodes 530 amino acids.
CUUCGUUCUCCUUCGAGGGUAGAGACGAAGACCAUCAGUUCUCUUUCAUCUCUCUCAACGCAUAGAGUACAUGGCCGUCGUCACCGGAGACUCAGAGCCAGCUGAUUUUCCUCAUGAUCCCCUCUUGCCAUGGCUAUUGUCAAUCAAGAAGGCACUCGAAGAAUGGAAAUCAGGAAAUUCUAUCUCCGUUGAGGAUCUCGACAAGCUUCUUUCGGCCUGUAUUGCAACUUUCAAGCACAACGCAAAGUACCAUAAUGACACCAGAUUUCUCAAGAUUUGGUUCCUCUAUCUGGAAGGUCGUGAAGAUUUUGACGAUGUUUAUAGAGAAAUGGAGGAGAACAAGAUAUGUCUAGACCACUCUUUGCGUUAUGAAUGGUACGCAUUGUUUCUCGAAGCAAAAGGAAAGUGGCAGGAUGCACAUAAGGUGUACCAGAUUGGAAUUUCAAGGAAAGCUGAACCUCUUGAUAGACUGAAAGGAGCACAAACCUUAUUUUUUGACAGAAUGUCAGAGAGGAUCCGUGCUUUUUCACCACAUGAGAUUUGCAGUGGUGAUUCCAUUCAGUUUGGAAAGAGUUCUAUUAAUCCAUGGUCGAGCUCCACCAUGAAAGACAUAUUGAAGAAGAUGAAUCCUCAAAUAACUAAAUAUGAUGGAUACCAUUCAAGUAAUAAAGCUUACUCUGGAAAAGUCCCCAUAUCUUCUCUGAAGAAUUCAUCCAGAAAUAAGAUUAUAGAGAUAGGAGGAAAGAAGUACCUGAUCAAGGGUUGUGCCGGGCAGGGUGGUUUUGCUCAAGUAUUCAAAGCCUAUGUCGACAGCAAUCCUGAUGAUGUUGUGGCAUUAAAGAUACAAAAGCCGGCUUUUCCUUGGGAAUUUCACAUGUAUCGUCAACUAGAUAAGCGCAUCUCUGGCCACCAUAGAUCAAGCUUUGGUUUUGCUCACAGAAUGCAUCUAUAUUCAGACUGCAGCAUACUCAUUUGUGACUAUUUACCUCAGGGGACGCUUCAGGAUGUAAUUAAUUCUUACGUGGUUAUGGGAAAAUCCAUGGAAGAAGUUUUAUGUAUGUACUAUACCAUAGAGAUGUGUUACAUGCUGGAAGCUUUGCAUGGUGUUGGCAUAAUCCAUGGUGACUUCAAGCCUGAUAAUUUGCUGAUUCGCUAUGCUAGGGAAGAGCUCACAGAAGAAGGGUUUGCCGACCGAAGUGGCCCUUGGAAUGAUCAGGGUCUUUGCCUUGUUGACUGGGGGAGGGGAAUAGAUUUGCUUCUCUUUCCUGAAAACACAGAAUUUAUAGGAGAUUGCCGCACUUCUGGCUUUCGUUGCAUUGAGAUGCAAGAGAAAAAGCCAUGGACAUUUCAGGUAGACACAUAUGGACUUUGUGUUGUCGUGCACAUGAUGCUCCACAAUUCUUACAUGGAAGUUGAAAAGAAAGCAUCGUUUGAUGGUGGCUACAUUUACCUACCCAGAUCAUCUUUUAAACGAUAUUGGAAUGUUGAUUUGUGGAAGGAUCUCUUCACAAAGCUAUUGAAUGUCAGCCCUGGCAGUGACAACAAGAUUUUGUUGAGGGAUUUGAGGAAUUCCUUCCAAGAUUAUAUUUACUCUACACCUCAGCUUCUCAAGAAACUAAAAGAGUUAUUGGCAAAGCAAAGGGCUUCCUUGUGCACCGCCUAGGAAAAGUAAUAAAAAAUGAAGUGUGGGAUUGCUGCUUUCUCAUCAGCAGGCUAUAUAUUUACAUAUAUGUAGAGUUGUUGGGAGUUUCUUCAAGUUUGGAAUUGAUUUUCUUUUUCUUUUUUUUUUCUUCUUUCCAGUUGUAAUUUCAUCAUUGCAGUUGGUUUAUGCCAACAGAACAACUGUACAACCCAACUUAGAAAAACCAAACCUGACAUGUUUACUAAUAAAACUUGGCAGAUGUACAUAAACGGCCAACAUUCACAUCA